Molecule: messenger RNA, 3726 nt
Organism: Colletotrichum karsti
Lineage: Eukaryota; Fungi; Ascomycota; Sordariomycetes; Glomerellales; Glomerellaceae
Product: viral A-type inclusion protein repeat domain-containing protein
Exons: 3
Coding region: 1-3726 (1241 amino acids)
Source: RefSeq, a predicted model, not a curated record
AUGUCCGACGCCGAUAGCUUCGAGGUCGUCCAGCACGACGAUGCGCCCAAGGCCGCGCCCCGCUCGCCGAGCACCAAGUCCACCGCGUCCGCCGCUUCCUCCCUGAAGAAGCCCACGUCGAGCUCCGGAACCACGACGACCGCCCGCCGUCCUGCCGCCUCCGCCUCCUCAACGUCGAGCACCGCGCGGCCCGCCGGCACCACCUCGUCGACUUCCCGCGUCGCCGGCGGCCUGAGCAAGCCUCCCACCCGUCCUCCCGGUAGCACCACGAGCACGACGAGCAGCGCUACUCGCAGGGCCCCGAGCACGACGUCCACGGCCACCCACCGCUCGCGUCCCAGCGUGUCCGCCUCUGAGGAUGAGACCAAGAGGACGGUCCGCCGCACCUCGGCCGUCCCCAGCAGCGCCGGCUCGCCGAGCAAGGAGAAGAGGACCUCGACCACCACUGCCGGCGCUGCCACGGCCGCCGCCAGGAGACCCACCAGCUCCGUGAGCAGCUCGACCGCCCCGAGGACCUCCACAACCGCCUCGCGAUCCUCCAUCAGCGGCGCGCCUCGCCCGUCGUCGACGAGCACCCGCUCGCCCGCUACCGGCAGCGGCGGCGGCGCCGUCGCCGAGGCCAAGAAGCGUCUCUCGACCGCCGCUAGCUCGACCGCCGCGCCUACGAGAACCUCGCGACCCUCGAUCCGUCCGGAUUCGGGCGGCGCGUCCGAGGCCCUGACCAAGGAGAUUGAGCAGCUCAAGGCCCAGCUCAACGAAAAGGAGUCCCAGCUGACCGAGAAGGAGUCCCUGCUUACCGAGCUCAAGACACAGGUGCAGCAGUCCCAGGAGAAGCUUUCCCAGAUGGGCGAGGCCACAAGCCAGGAGGCCGCCCAGGUCCAGAGUGCCGUCCACGACAUCCAAAAGGCCCACCAAGACCAGGUGGCCGAACUGCAAGCUAAGCAAGCCGAGCUCGAGAACCAGGUGGAUGAGGCCAACGAACAUCUUGUCGCCACCGAUGCUGACUUGGAGAAACAGCAAAGCGAGUACAAGGAGGCGAUCGCCGCCAAGGAAGCCGCCGAGACCGAGCUCGCCUCGCUGAAGCAGUCCCUCGAGACCCUCCAGGCCGAACACGAGGAGAAGUUGAAGGAGAGCCAGACCGCCCUGACCCAGGCCAUGGAGGAGCACGCCAACAAGCUCGAGGAGCUCCAGAACUCCCUCAACGACCAGCACAAGGCCGCCUUCGAAGCCCUCGAGGCCAAGCACGCCGAAGAGCUCAACCAGGGCAAGUCCGCCUCCGCCGACCACGAGGAGGCCCUGGCCAGCAUCAAGUCGAGCCACGAGGCCGCCGUCGCCGAGCUGCAGAAGAAGAUCGACGACCUCACGUCCUCCCAGAACGAGCUCGAGGUCGCCCACGAGAGCAAGGUCAACGCCGAGCUGGAAUCCCACAAGGCCAAGCUUGCCGCCGUCGAGGGCGAGAUCGCCGAGCUCAAGAGCAAGCUCGAGGCCGCGGAGCAGGCUGCCGAGCAGGCCAAGGCUGACCUGGACGCCAAGGUUGCCGAGCUGGCCGCUUCCCAAGCUCUUGUUGCCGAGGUCGAGUCUAAGCUCGCUCAGGCCCAAACCGAGCUUGCCCAGGCUCAAGAGGAGGCUCUCGAGUUCAAGCAGCAGAUCGACGACAUCAAGAAGGAGAUUGCCGCCAAGGAUGAGGCUCUCGAGAAGGCCAAGGAGGAGCACUCUAACCAGGUCAAGAAGCACGACGCCGAGCUCAAGCAGGUGUCGGCGGACUACGAAGAAGAAAUCGAGUCGCUCAAGGGAGACGCAUUCUUCAAGCGCAAGUUCCAGGACCUUGAGGCCAAGCACAACGAGUUGGAGAAGAAGCACGGCGAGCUUGAGUCGCAACACACCGACGUGACCUCCAAGUACGGCGAGUUGGAGACCCAGCACACCGCGCUUACUACCAAGCACGGCGAGCUCGAGUCCCAGCAUGGCAACCUCACCAAGGCCCAGGCUGACUCCAGCGAGAGCCACACUCAGGCCCUCGAGGCUGCCAAGGCUGAGCUGGCCGCUGCCGUCGCUGCUUUGGAGGCCAAGGAGGCCGAGCACCAGAAGGCUCUGGAUGCCCUCCGUGCUAGCCAUGCCGAGGAGAUCGAGGGUGCCAAGAGCGGUGCCUCCGCCGAUAAGGAUGCCCAGCUCGCCGAACUGCAGAGCCUGAAGGACAGCCACGCGAAGCAGCUCGAAAUCCUCAAGAGCGACAGCGAGUCCGGCUUGGCCAAGCAGAUCGAGGCCCUCAAGGCGUCCCACGCCGAGGUUGUCGAGGCUCUCAAGGCCGAGACCUCCGGAGAGAGGGAGAAGCUGCUGGCUGAGAUUGCCAGCGAGAAGGAGAAGGCCCUUGCCCUGUCCGAGAGCGCUGGUGACAAGGAGAAGCUGAUUGCUGCCCACAAGGAAGAGCUCGCGUCCACCACCGAGAAGCUGCGUGCCACCUACGAGGCCGAGCUUGCCGAGACCCGCGCGAAGCUCGUCGCCGCACACGAGGCCGAACUCGCCGAUGCCAAGGAGAAGCUCCUUGCCGCUCACCAGGCUGAGCUUUCCUCUGCCAAGGACGCCGGCAGCGCGCAGUCCGAGGAGCUCAAGACUUUGAAGCUCCAGCUUGAGGAGGCUCUGACUAGACUUAGGGAGACCGAGACGUCGAGCGCCGCCGCCCUCGCCGAGGCCAAGCGAAACCUCGACGACACUCACUCCGCCGAGGUCGAGAAGCUCAUCACGAUGCACGCCGAGCAGCUGGACGCCCUGAAGCAGCAGGCCGCUUCCGGCGCGCAGACCGAGCUUGAGGAGCUGAAGCAAGCCCAGGCCAAGGUCGUGGCAGAGCUGACGAACCAGUACGAGACCAAGAGCGAGACCCUUGCCGACGAGAUUGCCAAGCAAAAGGCCGAAGCUGCCGCGCUCAAGUCUGCCCUCGAGGCGGCCAAGGAGUCCGUCGCCAAGGCGGAGGCCGAGAAGGCCCAGAUUGAGCAAGAGAACGGUGAGCUCGGUCAGAUGUUUGCGCACGAAAAGAUGGCUCGCGCUGAGGCCGAGGCAGCCCUCGAUGCCGUCAAGAACAAGUCCCCGACCCCUCCCGACACGACCGAGGUGGACGGUCUCCGCGAGCAGCUCGCAAACGUCAAGAAGGGUCUCGAGCAGGAGCUCCACGUCGUCCAGACCAGCCUCACUGUCGCCAAGCAGGAGGUCGAGGACGUCAAGGAGGACCUGUUGCUCGCUCAGAAGGAACUCGAGGCAUCCAAGCUCGAGGCCGACAAGCAGCUCAAGACGUACAAGGCCGACUACGAGGAGCUCAACGACACGAUGACCAAGAUUGUGGAGGAGGAGCAGGCCAAGCGCAGGCACCUGGAGGAGCAGAUUGACGGUCUGAAGAAGACACUGACCGACAGGGAGAAGGGUGUUGAGGAGUUGCAGGCCCAGCUCAAGGUGAAGGACGCCGAGGUUGCAGAGGCCAAGGCCAACGCGGCAGCCGCAAAGCCUAAGGGUCUUUCGGCCAGCAGAUUCGCCGACGCCGACGACGAAGCGAACGGCGCCCAGCCCGCGGAAGGUGAGGAAGAAGACCAUUCCUCCGAGGCACUUGCUGUGCUGCAACGAGCUAGAGUCAACGCGAACCAGAUCCACAACAUGGACCGCGACAUGCAGGAGAAGAACCUGGCCAUGCUGGAGUCCAUCACGGACUUUCAGCAGCAGCCGCGGCUCGACAACAACUGA